Messenger RNA from Numida meleagris (helmeted guineafowl), 367 nucleotides. RefSeq names its product carnitine O-acetyltransferase-like. The annotation marks the transcript as partial. The record is from RefSeq and is a predicted model, not a curated record. The transcript has 2 exons. Lineage: Eukaryota; Metazoa; Chordata; Aves; Galliformes; Numididae.
UUUUAAUCUCUAGAGGUGGCGGGACUUCCUCUCUGUGGCAAUACAUCAGGCGGGACUUCCUGUUUCGGGCUCUGAAGGGGCGGGACUUCCUGUGCUCCCACCUGCAGGUGAUCGUGGGGGCGGACGGUUCCUGCGGGCUCCUCUACGACCCGGAAGUCCUCGACGGCGCCAUCGCCGCCGAGAUGGCCGACCACGCGCUCGCCUUCUGCCGAAGCCCCGCCCCUGAGCCCGCCCCCGGGAUGGCGGUGCCCCGCCCCCAGCGCCUCCGCUUCUGCAUCGGGCCGGAAGUGGGACCGGAAGUGCAGAGAGCGCGGAGACACCUGGACAGGUGAUUAAUUAAGAGGCUCUAAUUGGUCAUUAGUGCCGG